Messenger RNA from Coregonus clupeaformis (lake whitefish), 2802 nucleotides. RefSeq names its product ras-related protein Rab-11B-like. The record is from RefSeq and is a predicted model, not a curated record. The transcript has 5 exons. NCBI's taxonomy places the organism in Eukaryota, Metazoa, Chordata, Actinopteri, Salmoniformes, Salmonidae. Bases 93 to 746 code for a protein of 217 amino acids. Gene Ontology annotation, cellular component: recycling endosome. Gene Ontology annotation, biological process: constitutive secretory pathway; regulated exocytosis. Gene Ontology annotation, molecular function: GTP binding; GTPase activity.
UGUUUUACUGUUGGUCUGAGCAGUGGUUGGGGACAGAGUCAAGAGGUUCUCUUUGGUAGUGAAGUUCUUUCAUAAAGUGGGAAACCUUCAAAAUGGGAACCCGAGACGACGAAUACGACUAUCUAUUCAAAGUGGUGCUGAUCGGAGACUCUGGUGUGGGGAAGAGUAACCUGCUGUCCCGUUUCACACGGAAUGAGUUCAACCUGGAGAGCAAAAGCACCAUUGGUGUGGAGUUUGCCACCCGCAGCAUUCAGGUAGACAGCAAGACGAUAAAGGCACAGAUCUGGGAUACAGCUGGACAGGAGCGCUACAGAGCCAUCACCUCAGCGUACUACCGGGGGGCAGUGGGGGCUCUCCUAGUGUAUGACAUUGCCAAGCAUCUAACCUAUGAAAAUGUGGAGCGCUGGCUGAAGGAGCUCAGGGAUCAUGCUGAUAACAACAUCGUCAUCAUGCUGGUGGGCAACAAGAGUGACCUGCGCCACCUCAGGGCAGUUCCCACAGACGAGGCUCGUGCCUUUGCAGAGAAGAAUACGUUAUCAUUUAUUGAAACAUCAGCUUUGGACUCCACUAAUGUGGAAGAGGCGUUCAAGAACAUCCUCACGGAAAUCCACCGAAUCGUAUCACAAAAGCAGAUAGCUGACAGAUCAGCACAUGACGAGUCUCCAGGCAACAAUGUAGUGGACAUCAGUGUCCCCCCCACCACCGAUGGGCAAAAAAACAAAGUACCGUGCUGUCAAAGCCUGUGACACUCAAUACCACUGCCCCACCUCCAUCCCACCCCUCACUCUCUUCAGCUGCUUUUCUCCUGGGUGUUGUGCUGCUGCUGUCUCUAUUCCUCCAUGUGUUUUAGAAGUCUCCUAGAAACUCAGACUUUCUAGAUAACAUUCCUUUUUCACUUUUUUUCUCAUGUUCGUUGUUUGUCUGUAUGCUAUCCUCUUCUAACCUCAACUUGUCUUUUACCAAGUGCUCUGAUUUUUCGGCGGUCUUUUUUUGGGGUCUAUUUUGUAUUCAGGCUCUGAUCAUGUGACCCAAUCCUGUAGAAGGAAUGGUGAGGGAUCAGUUUGUCCUGAGCUUUCGGGUCAAUUCUAGAUGGGAUACAGCUUGUGUCAAAAUUGACAUCAAGUUGAAAUAUUUUGCAUUUUAGCUAACCCGAACCCUUUUCCUAAAACCCAAUUAUCCUAACAUGCCAUGUUAGUUAUCCUAACCUGCUGUGUAAAUUCUCCUAAUCUGCUACGAAAAGUACAUUUUCACAAAAGCUGUAUCCCUUCUAGAUAAAACCGAGCUUCUGGUUGCCUCCUUGCUGUCCUCGGAGACCCUGUCUUGAGUGUGGCAUGAAAGGAGCAAGAACAGGGACCUGGGUAGUGACAAACUUGGGCUGAUAUGUGUUUCAGAAAAUUGUGAAUUUUAUUUUUUGUUAAAGUCUGAGGUUCACAGAGAUACCAAAGUGUGGCUGAAAUCAUUUUCAACCUGAAAUAAUCUCAUCUAAACAGUAAACUUGCAGAGAGGUACAUUUGUCAAGAUUGGACUUUUACCAAUUGUUUCAUGUGCUUUGUUUCACUGUUAGCUGCUGCCACUGUUCUCUCUGUCAUUAGAUUAUACUUGGAACUGAUCCAGUAGUCAGACUACAAUUGAAAGCAAAAGUGAAUAUGAAACUUGUGUCCUGCUGAUCAUUUCAAUGGAACUCGCCAUGUAAAAUCAACAACUAAUUCUGAAUGACUAACGUCUUCAAAUCCCAACACUUAGCUUGGUUUUGUUUGUGGGGGGGGCUAAUAAAACACUGCAAUAUCUAGGGUGGAGAAUGCUAUCAUUGCUUCACUCUAGUCAAACCAUGAAAGUGUCUCAAAUUUGAGUUGACAGUGGAAUUUAAGGAAGGAUGGUUGCCUUUGUAUGGUUGGCUAUAAUGCCUUAUCUCCCCUUUCUAGUAGAAUUGCCUUUUUGGCAGUGUGGUCACAAGUAUGUAAUUUUCUGUCACAGGUCCAACUUUUAAUUCAAUAAACAAAUCUGUUCAUCUGCCUUUUCAUCAAGGAACAUUGAAAUGGAAAUAAACCAAAUUCAUGUCACGUUGGCAGACAUUUUCUUUGAAUAAACAGAACUCUCUUCUCAAGUCUUGUAAUUAAGUGCUGAAAAUGUCCUGCAGAACUUCUAUUGGUGUAUGUAUAGCAUAUAACAUUGAAUGCUUGAUACAGAAAUACAUGUUCACAUAACUGCUACCAGUAGGAAGUAGGAGAACCAAUAUCAUCUCAAAUGCAAUUUGAGACUUAUUUACAGAUUUUGAAGAAUUGAAUGCACAGAUGCCCAAAAAAUAUGAAAUGUAAUGGUAGACUUAUGCAAUAUAGACUUGGUUGAACACUUUGAAGACUUUACUUCAAGAUACAGUACAUGCUCACCAGAAAAUAGUGUUAAUUAGAUAUUGUGCAACUUUGAUGAAAUGUCUGAAUGUGAAUCUUUUUUUCUUUAUUUUUUUACUAUAUGCCUGAUCAGCUUUAGAUUAAUUAAUUUCAGUCAAUGAUUAAAAAAAUGUUUUAUCCAUGAUUUAUGCACAUGAUGAAUGAUACCACACAUUCAACUACUCUAAUACAAGGAAGACAUACUGAAUUACAGCAGGUCUUUUUUAAAGGGUAUUACAUUCGUUUUAUUAAAUGUUUACGCGCAAUCCACUAUGUAAAUAUAGCAAGUCGCUUUUUGUUCGUGAUGAAUUAAACGUGGGAGGCCUACAUUGGCAUACAAAAUGUGUGCUUGCUUCUGGUGUUAAUGUACAUUUGACAAAAUAAAGGUCCCUUCCAUAUGGAAAAAAGUAUUGUA